Molecule: messenger RNA, 1417 nt
Organism: Cannabis sativa
Lineage: Eukaryota; Viridiplantae; Streptophyta; Magnoliopsida; Rosales; Cannabaceae
Product: probable aquaporin TIP4-3
Exons: 3
Coding region: 166-1143 (325 amino acids)
Biological process (GO): transmembrane transport
Cellular component (GO): membrane
Molecular function (GO): channel activity
Source: RefSeq, a predicted model, not a curated record
AAAUUCAUCGACCACUCUCUAGCCAUAACUAAUUUAUAUAUAAUAAAUAAUUGAAAAAAAGUACUAUAUAAACACACUAUAUAGAAACAAAUAAUAUAAACAUUAGCUUAAAUUUAGUACAAGGUAGAAAAUUAAGAAAGCAAUAAAUUAGUGGCAACUUCAUCAAUGGCCGGAAAUGUAAUGGAAGAUGAAGAAAAUGUGUACACUGGCUCUGGCAGAAGAGUUCAACCUUUCUCCACAGAAAGAGGAGAAGAGUCAUGGAUUAAUGUUGAUGAGGAAAGUAAGAAGCAGUCCAACUCUACCACCCUUAGUGGUCUAUUGGGUUUAAACGAGUUAGUCUCCUUGGAGGUUUGGAGAGCAUCAUUGGCAGAGCUUAUAGGCACUGCAUUGUUGGUGUUUUCACUUGAUACCAUUGUGAUAUCUUCAUUUGAGUCCAAAGCAAGCUCACCAAAUCUUGUCAUGGCCAUCCUAAUCGCCAUAAUUGUCACAAUUCUCCUUCUUGCUACCCACCCCGUCUCUGGUGGCCACAUCAACCCCGUUAUCACAUUUUCCGCCGCACUCGUUGGCAUCAUCUCCUUUUCACGUGCAACCAUUUACAUUUUGGCUCAGUGUGUUGGAGCCAUGUUAGGUGCAUUAGCACUAAAAGCUGUGGUCAACAACACUAUUGAGGAAACAUUCUCAUUAGGUGGAUGCACCCUCACAGUUGUUGCACCAGGGCCUAAUGGGCCCAUUGUGGUAGGCUUAGGGAUGGAGCAAGCUCUAUGGCUAGAGAUUCUUUGUUCCUUUGUGUUUCUUUGGGCUUCAGUAUGGAUGGCCUUUGAUCGUCGCCAGGCCCAAGACCUUGGAAAAGUGGUAGUCUUUACAAUUAUUGGGUUGGUAGUGGGCCUGCUUGUUUUUAUUUCGACAACCGUGACUGGUGCUAAAGGCUAUGCUGGGGCUGGAAUGAACCCAGCUAGGUGCUUGGGUGCAGCUUUGGUGCGCGGGGGCCACCUCUGGUAUGGGCACUGGGUGUUUUGGGUUGGACCCUCUAUUUCUUGUGUAGCAUUUUACUUAUACACCAAGCUCAUUCCACAUAAUCAUUUUCAUCACUCAGACGGAUUUAAGCACGAUUUCUUUAAAAUUGUGAAAUAUAUAUUUAAAUAAUUUCAGGGGAAGGUUAUAUGUACUAGAAAACAACAAAUAAUUUAUAUAUGUUGGAGAAGAAGAAUUCGAACUUGGGGUCUCAUCUUUGUAAGGAAUUACUAAAUUGUGUCUAUAACCACAAAUAAUAUUUCUACUUGAUAGGAAGGAAAAAAAAAGGUUAAAGUGAAAAAAAAUGUCAUUUGUAAAAAAAUAAAAUUAUUGAUGGGUAAUUGUGUUGGCUGUAAGAGGAAGGAGCAAGGGAAUGAUAAUAUUUAUUCGAACUGUUACCAUUAUU